Molecule: messenger RNA, 5066 nt
Organism: Osmerus eperlanus (European smelt)
Lineage: Eukaryota; Metazoa; Chordata; Actinopteri; Osmeriformes; Osmeridae
Product: fas-binding factor 1 homolog
Exons: 28
Coding region: 594-3770 (1058 amino acids)
Biological process (GO): establishment of epithelial cell polarity; cilium assembly
Cellular component (GO): ciliary transition fiber; ciliary basal body; centriole
Source: RefSeq, a predicted model, not a curated record
AUAAUCAUAUGUUACUACCGCGAAUAAUCAUGCAGUCACAGUUUCUGAUGGGUCACAGCUUUCGGUGCAACACCGGUUUCAGGGGCCUGAGGAGAGAAUACUGCAGUUGGACCCUCUUGUGAAAAAAUAUGUUCGUGAAUCUCAUUAUGAACUACUUUACCCAUAAUUCCCUUCGCGAUCUAAACAGACUGAAUGUUGAAGAAGCUGCACAGGCGCAUGAGGUGGAUUUUGAUUCGAUCGACUAUAUGUAGAGCUUGAUCGCUGCUGAGUCUGGGUAGAUGUAGAGCUAAAUGGUAGACGACAAGCCGGAGAAGCAGUUAAUUAGAGCUACCUAUCAAUAGUUAUAGAAACUUGUACCCGGCGAAACUGUCCGGCUCAAACUGUGAGCACAAAUUCAAAUGGUUUAGCUGGCUAAUAAUACGCUUUACUGUUUAAUGCUGAACACAUACGAUAAACGAAUAGGCUAUGUGAUACAUUUUGAGCGUCAAGAUACCUAAAUCUAAUUAGCGACAGAGGAGUCAUACCCUCAAGCUGUGUGGUUACCCAUAGUGAUGGUGACGCUGCCUGAAGUAUUUAGCUGAGAAAACAACAACAUGACUUCCAGGUUGAAGAAAGGCCCGAUAAGUUCAAUUGAUGACAUGCUGGGAGAUCUCCUUGCAGAUGAGGGAUACCAAGUCAGUUCUCGGAGCCCUGGAUCCUCUCUAUACGCACGCAGGGGGAAAUGCUCACUACUGGAUGACGACUUCUUCAGCAAACUGGCUGAGGAGGUGGCAAAUGAUGAUGUGGACUCUGAUGUGUCUGAAGCUGAUCCAAUGGCUCUGCUGGAGAGUAUGAAAGACAUGGAUGAUAUGGACGCUGACCUGUUCAAACCAAAGAAGAAGCCGAGUUCAGCUCCAGCUCAGAGCUGUGGAGGAGCCCAGGCGGAGCCUGCUAAACCAAACACAACCUCCAGGGGGCCAGAAGAGGCCCUGGGGGUGAAACCUGGUUCUGCCCCAGCAUCGACGGCACGGGGCUACAAGAAGUUCAGCUUCACUGACUUGGACGACCCCUUGGCUGACCUACUGGACGACCUGCCGCUGGAGUCUCCAGAGGAGCAGAGCAGAACCAGAGGGGCUGCUGGUCCAGAGGGGGCCCUGCUGUCAGCCCCAAAUGCCGCCGCCAGGAAGGAGACUGCUCCAGCAAAGCAGCUGUCUAGGAAACGUGAGGAGCUGAUGUUUGAGGAUGACGAGGAUGACUUGAUGUUUGCGCUGGGUUUUGGAGAGAGUCCCAAGGAGAGCCCCAUGAAGAAGGAGAGGGUCCUCAUACCAAGGAAGGAAAGCAGCGAUCCCCAGCAACGUGCACGCACCAGGCUGGACGAGAUCCUUGGGCGAGGCACCUCCCCACGCCUGCUAGAGCGCCCCCCUACAGGCGAGAGGAAGGAACAGCAGGACAGGCAGGGGAAGACUCCCAGCUCUAAAGACCCAUUACUGGAGGAGGACUUGAUGUUUGGCUCAUACCAGCCCACCCUGGCCUCCACCCCCGAGGGCCGCCAGUCACGCAGACAGUCUGUCCGAUUCUCCACAGAGGAUGUGAGCGCCUCGUCUCCUGAGAAGAAGUGUAAAACGUCCACCACUCCCUCCACCUCUCCGCCCCUUUCCCAUGCCGCUGCAGACUGGCUCGGCCUGAAGGUGGAGGACAGCGCUGGGGGAGGAGAGGAGGACCCUGCAUCUGCACCUCCCUCAUCUGAGAGGAACAACCUGUCUGCUCCCGCAACCGAGCCAACCGUAGAGGUGUCAGGGCCAAACCCCAUCAUCCCAACCCCCUCUGCUACCUCCUCUAAGCAACCUCAAGCUGAGGCCAGUCACAGGAAGGAGGAAGAUGAUUGGCUUGCAGGGGCUUUAAACAAUAAGAAGUUUCAGGUGACACAGUCAAGAAAGCAGAGAAGCUGGCAGGAGGAGAUCCUGGGUCUAGGGGAGCCCUGCCCCCCUCCCCCCGCCCAGCCUGGCCCCCCUUAUCCCUUGGCCUCCGACCGAGAGCUCCCAUCCAGAUCUGUUCCUCUGCACAGCCAAGACCAGCGUGCACCUGCAGCCCUAACCCAGCAGCAGUUCAAACUACUGGGGCUAGGGGGUGCUGUGGAUGUGUCAGGACUGCAGCAGCAAGCCAAGAAGAAGGAGGAAGAGCAGGACCUGUGGGCUCGCAUCAUCCAGCUGGAGGGACAGGUGAGAGUCCUGCAGCUGGAGAGGGACCAGACUCAGAUGCAGCUGGAGAGCGCCCAGCAGAGACACAUACAAGACACUGAGCUGAUGGAGAAUGCACACAGGGCCAGGGUGCAGCUGCUGGAAGAGUCUGCGGGGCAGCAGGAGGCACAGGCGCGGCAGGAGGCUGAGAACCUGCAGGAACGUCUGUCCGACCUGACCCGGCUGGCCCAGCUGGAGAGGAACCAGCUGCAGGAGCAGCUGCAGCACCGCCUGGCCCACGCACAGCUGGACCGAGACAGGGAGGUGGAGAGACUACGAGACCUGCAGAGGACGUCUAUUCUAGAGAUGAAGAAGGAUCAUGAGGAGCAGGUCCAGACAUUGAAGAGGCUGAAGGACGAGGAGAUCGACGCUGUGACUAGCGCCACCUCCCAGACCAGGUCCCUUGCUGGGGUGAUGGAGCAGAUGGAGCAGUUCUCGUGCCGCCUGGGGGAGCUGGUGGAGAACAGCAAGGAAAGCACGACCCAGGGUCUCCAGCAGGGGGCGCAACACAGGGAUGAGCAGCUACGCAUGCUGCAGGGCAUAACCCUAACCGUGGAGGAGGAGAGGGUUCGUCUGCAGCAGCUCGUCUCCAAGAUGGACACUCAGCUAGCUGAGCAGCACAGACAACUGGAGAAGGAGAGGUGGAGGGUGACUGCCGAACAGGCGAAGGCAGAGGCUGCUCAGCGAGGCCUGGAGGAGGAGAGGCGGAGCCUAACCCAGCAUGUCGCCAUGGAGAGAGAGGAACUGGAGAGGGCCAAGACGACCCUGCUGGAGCAGCAGCAGGGGGUGAUGCAGCAGUGUGCGGAGGAGAGGCGGAGGCUGGCGGCUGAGUGGAGCCGCUUCCACAGCCAGGAGAGAGAGCAACAGACCAGGGCAGAGAGGGAGGCCAGCCGUGCCCUGGAGAGGGAAGCCAACAGGGAGGCAGCCCUUAUCAGCAUGGCACAGGAGCAGGCAGAGCUGAAGCUGCGUGCUGGGGAGCUGAAGCAGAGGGAGGAGUCAGUGACCCGGGAGAAGGAGGGGCUAGAGAGACAGAGGGCGGAGCUAGAGAGGGAGAAGGAGCGACUGAGUGGCCUGGCUCUGACUCUGAAGACCCGCGCACAGGAAGUGGAGGCCUUCAGCAAGCUGGCAUCAGAGAGGCAUGAGGAGGGGGCGAGGGCGCUGCAGGAAGCCAGGAGGGUGGAGCAGGAGCACCAGGCCAGGCUGCACUCCAUACACGCCCAUCUGGAUGCACUCAGGCAGCAGGAGCAGCAGCUGCACCAGGAGAGGGUGAGGAUGACUGAUCAGCGCAGAGGGAUGGAGAUGAGACAGGGCCUUCCCGGCCCGCCUCAGCUGAACACUACAGACUUCAGCCCCAUGUUGCUGGCUCCCCAGAUGGCCUCCACCCUGGAACCCGCUGCCCUCCCCUCCAGCCCCGAGGCCACAGAGCUGCAGGCCAGGCUUGCCCUGCUCAGACACACAGCUCAGAAGGACCAUGACUUCCUGCACGACGAGCAGUACUUCCUGAACUCACUGAAGAACAACACCCCAUACCACUCUGCCUUCCACACAGACUGACCCAGCUGUCACAUUCCAUUAACUGACUCAUUAAACAUAAAAUGGGAUUUAAAUCGUUUUUAUUAGAAAAGCUAUAGUACAGACUGCAUUUCAUAGUCAGAAUAACAGGUCAGUGGUGGGUGUUUUUUCCAUGGUACCAGAUGUGGCGAACAGCCUUCCAGGGAGCACCGUGGCCAUCCUCUGCACCUGGCAAGCAGAACCCUGGUUAGGACGCACUCAGAGGGAACAUCAUCUUAGCAGUGAUGAAUCUAGCCUCAGGUUACCAUGACUCCACAAGAAAGUUCAGACAGGGAUAACUUGUUUCAUCACAGGCUUGUUAAUCUAGUCAAAGUCAACCAACAGUAGAUACCUGGUCUUGCAUGACCCUCAGUCAAUGUUGGAUACCUGUGGAGAGGCAAACCGAUUGAAAUACAGAUAGUCACUAACCGUAGUUCGUCAGUAACAUCACUACGUGAUGCACUUAGCAUGACGCUAGUGCAUCAUGCUGACACCAAGCUACAGGCUAGCUUAGGGAUGCUAGUGCUACAGGCGGGCGACUCUACAGGCUACCUGGGAGAGGCUAGAGCUAACAGGCUAGAGCUAACAGGCUAGGCUUUGGCAUGCUUACCUGAUUGCAAUCAUCUUUCGACAUGAUCCUGGGGAGGCCAGAGUGCACGCUACAAAACAUGGAGACUUAAUUAGAGAAAACGCUUACUGUAAUGGUUCAUAUGACUGCAAGUUCACUGCUGCACGCAGUCAGGUUACCAUGUACUUCAACAGUGGUUGUUCAGACAGGGAUAACAAAUUCAUCAUUCACUUUGCCUUUGAGACAAAGACAUGCAGUUAAGUUAAAAAAAAAAAGUUGCAGAUUCCUAGCGUAUAAAGCUAGCUACACUCGUCACAUCGGUAACCUACCUUGGUGUACGCGUAGACUACGGACAGCAUGUCGUUUGAAUACACGUGUUCGACGUUAAUAUCCAAAAGGCGGCCCGCUGGCAAAGGCCAACUAGCUAAAGUUAGCUGUAGUACCUGUGAAAGAGCAUCCAAACGUGCAUUUUGGUAGUUAAUGAAAUUAUAAGCACCAAUACUUCGUGGUCAUUAUUAUUACCCAUUUCAUUAAGUUAGCUAUCCAGCUGUUGCUAUGCUUUCCGAUAGCAUGUUGGCCUCCCCUGUCCGUUACUGGCUAGAACUCUUUCUUUGGAAAUUGUUGCUAGUUAAUGUGGCGUACUCACAUUAAAUCCCUCUCAGGGCGGCUUGUCAGUAGUUGAAAUCGACAUGCAGCUUUGUCUUUGCAUAAUGAGGACAAAAAAAGCACAC